UUGUGGUCCCUUUUUAAGAAUAUAUAUGUGGUUAAAAUUCAACAAAGAUUGGUAAUGCAAUAUGGUCUUAUAUCAGAUAUAUGAUUUGUUUAUCAGACAUAUGAAUUUAGUAACUAUACCAAAAACAAUCAGCCAUUGCGUUUCUAAUGUCCGUCAGUAUUUAUUAACAGUGUCCGUAUACCAUUCAAACACAAAAUCCAUUAGUAACUCUUCCUUUACAUAAAAAAUUAACAAUAGACCGAAAUUAGCUCUUGUCAUAUGACAGUUUGUAUGAGGAAAUGUUUGAUGUCUGUAUUUCCUGCGAAAACGACGCAACUAGGUAAGUUAAUUUUUAACAAGAACAGUCUAGUUGUUUUCAUUCGUUGUAAUUGUAAAUGAAGAUAAAAAUGAUAAUUACGUGAAUUUUAGUUAUUUUGCUCAUAAUUUCAUCAGUGGUUUAUAUUCAUUCAUUACAGUAUGAAAUAAAAGGAAUAAUUAACAUGGCCACAUUUAGAUCAUGGUUACAAGAUAUCAACGAAUGUCACCAUUGUGGCAAAUCUUCCAUAGAGUUUUGCAAUAGCUGUCAGCUUAAUUUAUGUGUGAAUUGUGUGAGCAAACACGUGGACAAAUUCCAGUCUCUGUCACAUGAUAUAGUUCCAUUCAAGAACAGAAAGAUACACUGGGUGUUUCCUGAGUGCAAGUUACACCAAGGCCAAAGAUGUGAGGUCCAUUGUCAGGAUUGUCAAACUCCAAUCUGCAUCAAAUGUUGCAUCGGUGCUCAUAAACAUCAUAAUGCGUCGGAAAUAGUUGAAGUCGUUGAAAUAAAGAAACAAGAGAUUCGAAAGGACAUUGAAGAAAUUGAAACAAAACUCAUUCCAGAAUAUAAAAAGAUAAAUACUUAUUUACAAGGAAAACUUACAAAAGUUGCAGAGGAAUUGACCAAUACAGAGCAAGAGAAGGAAAGACUAAGAACAAUAUGGCAUCAGGAAGUGGAUAACAUUUUUGAUAAAGUGGGUAUUGCAAUCCAAGCGAUGAAAAAAAGUUGUCUGGAGAAUGUUACGGCCUAUCAAACUAAAAUCAAGAAUCUUAUUGAAGAAAUGACCCAAGCAAUUCAGGAAAACAAACAGUUCCUGAAAACCACUAAACCAUUAGACGUCUUUAACUAUAAAUCAAAUCUGAAUGAAUAUAGAAAUAUUAUGAAAGUUAGUGUUAAAUAUCCGUCUCUGAAAGCAAACAUUGUCGAGGGUAAAGAACUAAGUAUAGAAAUGGGAAAAACAAAAGCUUUAUUGGCACAUACAUCAUUAUCCAAUUCAGCAGUGGAAGUCUUGUGUACUUCCCAAAAACAUUUGCUAACCAUGGCCAGAGUAAUUGCUGAUAUUCCCACAGAGCAUAAACCUCUAAGAAGAAUGGUCUGUGUGGGAGAAAAUGAAGCUUGGAUCAUCGGAAGCAACAAAACCAUCUCAUGUGUUGACAUCCAUGGUCGCGUAAAAGAAACCGUCGUUACCAACUGUCGACUUUGGCCUGAUGACAUCUCAGUGUCAAAUCAAGGCGAACUGAUUUACAGUGACUGUAACAAAAGAACCGUUAACAUUAUCAGGACAGGUCAAUGUAAGAUCGAGAUUCUUAUUACCACUCCAUGGGACUGGAUACCAUCCAGAAUGCACUGUACACGAUCAGGAGACACCCUAGUCAGUAUGUUCAAUGGCCAAAAGAAGAAAAUCAUUCGUUAUCAUGGAAAGAAAAAAAUGCAGGUAAUUGAGAAAGAUGAACAUGAGAAACCAAUUUUUGAAGAUGGAAAUUUUGUAUUGUAUUUGUCGGAAAACAAUAACGGAGACGUGUGUGCCUCUGAUAUGAAUGCAGGCGUGUUGGUUGCCAUAGAUAUGGAAGGACGAGUUCGAUUCAGAUACGACGGAACUCCUGUUAGGAAGAGAGAUCAAUUUAGUCCAAGAAAUAUCGUGACGGACUCUCUUUCACAGAUCAUAGUGACUGAUUAUAAUAAUUCGUGUCUACACAUCUUAGAUCAGAACGGACAGUUCCUGAAAUGUUUGGAAUGUCAUGGACUUAAUAAAAUCAAUGCACUGAGUCUGGACAAGGAUGGGAGGUUGUGGGCGGGGUUGUUCGAAUCCGGGAAAAUCAAAGUGAUACAGUAUCUGAACUAGGCUUUAUCAAAGGUGAAAGUACACUUUUUGCACGAGACUGCUAUCAACUUUGGUGUGCACAUCAAAAUAUUGGCACCGUUAUGUAAAAGU
Molecule: messenger RNA, 2228 nt
Organism: Magallana angulata
Lineage: Eukaryota; Metazoa; Mollusca; Bivalvia; Ostreida; Ostreidae
Exons: 1
Coding region: 480-2138 (552 amino acids)
Biological process (GO): positive regulation of DNA-templated transcription
Cellular component (GO): nucleoplasm; chromatin
Molecular function (GO): ubiquitin-protein transferase activity; zinc ion binding
Source: RefSeq, a predicted model, not a curated record